CUCUCUCUUGGCUUGGCUGGUUCUUUCACUUCUACACGCCAUUCCUCGCGAGCUCGCAGGCUUGUUCCUCUUCCGCACCCCAUUUCUCGCCUUGUUCCUCUUCCGCGCCCCAUUUCUCGCCGGUUCUUCAUCUGGUCUUCGCCAUUUCCCACGCCAGUCCUCGCUGCAUCGCCGGCUUGUUCUUCUUCCGGACGCCAUUCGUUGCCGGUUCUUCGCGAUUUUCCACUCCUUUGUGCCGGAUCGGGGAAAUCUCUACAGCCGGAACGGCACCUGCUUCUCUGUGCUUCCCUAGCUAGCUUACAUUCAUCUCAGAUCGAUGCUGCAUUUUCUCUUUCCCGGAUCGAUUUGCUCGCCCUGAGGACUGAGAUUAGUGCAAGGAUUGCAAAGUUGGGUGCCAUUUCUCUGCGGUUGGCCAAGUUAGAUCGUGCUUACUGCAGAUUAAUGCAAGGGUUGUAAAAGUUGGGCGUCAUUUUCUGCGGUCGCACAAGAUGGCCGAUUCUUUCGCGACCCUUGCGGCUACCCUGCUCAACGUCAACCUCGGGUUCAUCGGCAUGUUCGUCUUCGGCCCUGGCCUGACUACACCGGUGCCGACCUCACUGACCCCGGCGAGCGAGUGUGUCGCGCAGCUCCCGGUGUACCAGCACGUUGCGAGCCUCCAGUCGUGCCUGGUGGCCGUGCUGGUGGCCUCCAUCGCACUCUGCGCCUACGUCAAGGUGGAGCUGGCUGCCGUGGAGGGUGAGCACCUGGAGCACAUGGACGAGGCGGCGAGGAGGCUCCUGCGCGCCUGCCUUCUUCUCGGCGUUGUCACGUCCGCAGCCAGCGUUGCGAUGGGCCUGGCGACGUACGUGUACGUUUUCCAGGUAAAGGUGAUGGUGCUGAGCUGCGUCUCGGAGGCUGCACGAGCGGCACUCGCUGGUACCUACGUGCUGGCCACAGUGGUCUGCGGCUUAGUGUACUACAAGUUCGCGAGGGUGGCCAUCUUCUCCAACUGAAGCCCUAGCUAGCGUUGCCAGUUUGUUGUCUGCACCUCAGUUUGUGUUAGUUGUGUCACUGCAGAGCUUAGUUUGUUGACUGCACCUUAGUUUGUGUUAGUUGUGUCUCCCCAGAGCUUCGGCUAUGCGUGUGUGCGCCUGUUUGUUAUAUGCACUUCGAUUUGUUUUGUCUCCGCAGAGCUUCGGCUGUUCGUGUGUGUGCCUGUUCAACACAAAGAUGAAUUUUAUUUCCA
Messenger RNA from Panicum virgatum (switchgrass), 1225 nucleotides. RefSeq lists its product as uncharacterized. The record is from RefSeq and is a predicted model, not a curated record. The coding region runs from base 489 to 992 and encodes 167 amino acids. The transcript is spliced from 4 exons. NCBI's taxonomy places the organism in Eukaryota, Viridiplantae, Streptophyta, Magnoliopsida, Poales, Poaceae.